AUGCGUACUUUCAUAAAAUCGCACAGACGGUCUUCAUCGCUCGAGGCUUGCCCGCCGAAAACAACGCCAAAGCGGAACUCUACUGGGUCUCCAACAGAGCUACAGCCACCAGUGUUCCCACCAAGUGCGCCGCGGCAGUCCUCGAGUUUUGAGUCGCUGCAGAAGCUGACGAGUGGCAAGCUGUUUUCGACCAAGCUCUUCAAGAAAAGCGGGGCACAGAAACUCCCGGCUACUCCGGAUCUGCCAGCGUUUCCUCGAGGAUAUGACUCGCGAUCUCCUAGCUGCGAGUGGAGAGCUCUGGGGACUGAAGUGGCGCUGGAGGACAUCCCUGCGAUCAAGGGCACGCGGACGCACGAGUGGGGCGAAAAUAGCGACGUAUCGAACUCUGUGAUCGUGCUGAACCGGAACUCGAUUUCGUCUGAUGGCUCGUACGUGGAAACGCGCGACGAGCAGUCGCCAUGGCGUCUCGCACGACGGUCACUCGACUCUGCGACACAGACGCUGAGCUCUACCGAGGAGUACAGUGGACCGGAAAUCAGGAUACGCUCUUCAACGCCACACAAGUUACGGGAGGCAAGUGAUUCGUUUCUCAAAAAGCGCUGGAAUCGGCAGGCGCGUAUCCAUUCAAAAGCUGAUAUCGCAAAGCUCGAGGGUUCCUUUCCCAUGCCUGUAGAAGCAAUCAGCCCGCCAUUUGCGCGCCGGCGCUCAUCUGAGAGAAGUCAGUGCUUAGGUGCAUCCGGCACAAUGGAACAGCAACUGAAUCCGGUAAAUCCCGAAAAAUGCUCGCUAUAUGCAGCUUGCAGUGAACGCAGCCAAAGCUUGACUAAAGCUACACAUGCUCUAGUUGCCACUGCAUCAACAGAAGUUGGAUUGCAGAAUAAUUUGAAUAGCGCGAGCGUUGAACUAAGGGAUGACUUGGAAAAUGAAAGGGAAUCCCUCUCGGAAGAGGAUUCUGGAUCCUCGUUCUCAGACGACUCCUCGAAGUUUUCAUUUGAAGUUGGCGGUGGGAUCAAUGGGCGGACUUCUUCGGUAAAAUACUAUUCCAAACCAGACCCACCCAUGAGAAACUACAUUGAUGAUCUGUUUGAGGACGAAGAUUUUGAUGAGGACAUGAACUGCUAUGACGACGACCAAGAGUAUGAAGAAGAUACCGAGCAUCUCUUUGGAGCUUCUCAUGUGCAACUUGAACAUGGCUACAGCAUGAUGCAUGAAGUGACUGACAGUGAUAGUGAACAAGAAACUAAAAGCAAUAUUAGUUCUGUGUUGUCGAAAGGCCAAAAUGCAAUAUUUCCAUCAUCUGAUGGGCGGUUUGUCCUCAACUCUGGAGAUUCAAACGGCGGGAGUAAUCAGGAGAACAUUGGCGUAAAAAUGCUGGAAAAAUCCAUAUCGAAUAUUGGGCUGGAAGAUGUGGAAGAUGUGGAAGAUGACAGCGACGGUAUAAUUCCAACUGAUACACAAGAAGAUAUCGAUUCUCCAGUUCAUAGCCAACCUUCGCAUGCAAAUUUCAGUCAUAUUAAAAAAUACAGUGAUAUAUUUGGUAUUUCUGAUAGCGACGAGGAUACUGCUAAUAAUAGCAGCAGCCAAUACCCAUUUGAAGAAGGUUACUAUUCAUCUGAUGAGGAGCCCACAUUAAGGGCUGAACCUGCAGCUAAUACAGAAGAUGGUUUUACGGAUGCUUUAAAAGCAAGCUUCAAGCAGGACGAGAGUAGUCAUUCAAGUACAGACAGUAUUGAUAAAACUCCUACCUUUGCAUUAGAUACCGAUGGUGAAUAUUUCCCACCAACCUUGACGCUGAAUAAAAAGUCUGAGGUAGACGAUCUGGAUGUUUCUGAGGAAGCUGCACCGGAAUCUAUCUCCUUGUCCACCUCAGAUUUAGAGCAACCAGCGGACGCUAAACAGGAUAGAGCGAAUAUAAUUUCUUCAUCUAUUAUGGAUUAUGCUAUCCACGAAGUAGCGACCACAGAGUCUGUGGAGAGCGAUGAAAAUCAAACUACCUGCGUUCCCCAGACCACAAGAGUUCCCAGCAAGGUGACAAAAUAUGCCGAUUUGUUUAAUUUAAGUGAUGAAAACGAUGAAGACGGCAGUGAUGGCGAGUUCCUAGACGAUAUGGGGUUUAACGAACUUGAAAGCACUCCAGUCGAGUCUAAAAAACCCAAUAUACCGCCGAGACGUCUCGGCAAUGAGUAUUUUGGCAAUUUUCAUUCACCAGUCGCCUCUUCCCAUAAUGCACCUGCGGUUCCCAGACAGCAUAGCCCUCUUAGUGCAAAAGUUAUCCUACCUGCAACGGAGAACACUUCAAUUAAGUCACAAUAUGCGGUUCCAAGGAUGGGCCAAUCACCUUUGCCUCCACCAGCCAGAUCACAAACUUUAAAAUUCCAUGAUCUACACAGUAGCCUUGAUGGCGAAAUCAGGGGCACCAUGAGCAAUUUGUUCUUCAUCGACGAGUCAGAAGAGGAUCAGUAUUACCAAGUCCAAAGUAAGGUUGAUGAUGAUUAUUUGGACGAGAUCAAUAAUGUGCCGGAGGAUUUCAAUUUCUCUGAUAAUGAUAGCGAUACGUGUUCUGGAAAGUCUCCGAUGUUCCCUACAGGACUCAGAAAUUCAUUCCGGAAGACGCGAAGCUUUUCCGAAAAACCCACUGGUCUUGCAAAGGAACCCACUCCAACGAGGUACAAGCUAGAUAUCAAGAACAAGACUGUCACAUUUUUCAAAAACGGGCUAAGUAGGCCUUUAUCCGAGGGUUCAUUGCACGGACAAAGUAUUCCUUCCCGCGCCCAUGUUCCGCCACUGUCACUAAGAAAGGCUAUGUCAGAAGGAUCUCUCGAACAAAGUGCCCACUCGCCUUUGGGGUAUGGGAGCCUAGCCUUCGGACUUAAUUCUUUAAAGUCUCCAGAGAUGAGCCGAACCGACGCCUAUGGACUUAGCCCCAUACAGGAGGCUAUUUCUUCCGGAGAUGCUUCGCCGAAGUUAGUGAAUUAA
Molecule: messenger RNA, 2976 nt
Organism: Eremothecium gossypii ATCC 10895
Lineage: Eukaryota; Fungi; Ascomycota; Saccharomycetes; Saccharomycetales; Saccharomycetaceae
Gene: ZRG8
Product: Zrg8p
Exons: 1
Coding region: 1-2976 (991 amino acids)
Source: RefSeq, marked provisional